CAUGGCCUAACGUUCCAGCUCUCCUGGAUUUCUUUUUUUACUUGUUUCGUUUCGACUUUUGCUGCUGCACCUUUAGUCCCUAUUAUUAGGGACAACCUUAAUUUGACUAAAAUGGAUGUUGGUAACGCUGGGGUUGCUUCCGUUUCCGGAAGUAUUUUGUCUAGGCUUGCUAUGGGUGCGGUUUGUGAUUUGUUGGGUCCCAGGUAUGGGUGUGCUUUUCUUAUCAUGUUGUCUGCCCCAACUGUUUUUUGUAUGUCCUUUGUUUCGUCCGCUGGUGGCUACGUAGCUGUCCGGUUCAUGAUUGGGUUUUCACUAGCCACAUUCGUAUCGUGUCAAUAUUGGAUGAGUACUAUGUUUAAUAGUAAGAUUAUUGGGCUAGUGAACGGAACAGCUGCCGGAUGGGGUAAUAUGGGUGGCGGUGCAACUCAACUCAUCAUGCCACUUCUUUAUGACAUAAUUCGAAGGGCGGGUGCUACUCCGUUCACUGCUUGGAGAAUUGCAUUUUUUAUUCCUGGAUGGCUUCAUGUGGUCAUGGGUAUUUUAGUGUUGACUCUUGGCCAAGAUUUACCUGACGGAAAUCGUGGCGAUUUACAGAAGACGGGU
Messenger RNA from Solanum tuberosum (potato), 603 nucleotides. Its product is annotated as high-affinity nitrate transporter 2.1-like. Gene Ontology annotation, molecular function: nitrate transmembrane transporter activity. The record is from RefSeq and is a predicted model, not a curated record. NCBI's taxonomy places the organism in Eukaryota, Viridiplantae, Streptophyta, Magnoliopsida, Solanales, Solanaceae. The transcript has a single exon. Gene Ontology annotation, biological process: transmembrane transport. The annotation marks the transcript as partial.